UGUGCGUACGAAGUUCUUGUUUACAUGUAGAUACACCGAUGUAGCCCACAAUUUAACCUUAGCUCUGCUAUCACUGUUAUUGGAAAAAAAAACUAAAACAAACAAAAAUAUUGCUAAACAAUAACACGAUUACAGCCUCUCACUUUUCAUAACAAUUGACUAACUGUUUUCGCUGGAACUACUUCUGAAAAUUCACGAGCAGGCCGGGAUGCCUCGAGUUUUCCAGAGUCGCUCUCUCGUUUCAGCUUGACGUUUUGCUUCAAUGGUAAUGCAGCGGAUAGUUGGUAGCAAACCAGAUGGGAUUUUGACUAUUUUUAAAAAUUCAAAUAAGGACUUAAACGUUGGGCGUGACAGUUGCAUUCCACGUUUAAUGUUAUUUCCUCAGAAACGGAAAAUCGUCUCGCUAAAAAUUUAACCCGACCAGCUCAACGGUUCCUGCCCCCUCCAGACUGACUAGGUCGGUCUGCGGGUCAAAUUCUCCGGGGCCCUGAAUCCGGGCGGGUUUCCCGGCUCCGGCCCCGUAAAGCGGGCGGUAAGGAAGAAGUUUUCGCAGAAGGGAUGGCCCGGUGGGUCUGUCCGAACCCAGGGUACUGCAGUUUUUGAAGGAGGACGUGUCCGCAUAGAGCCUGCUCGGGGGGUAGCGGCUACCAUGGCCUCGUCCCUUUUCUCGGACAGACUGACAUCCUCAUCAAUAACAAGGAAAAAGAAUGAGGAGAUUGCAGAGCUGAUCGACUGCUUCUCAAAAAUCCAGUACCGAGCUAAAGAAACGAACUCAAAGGUGGAGCACAUUGAGAAUCGGUAUUUGGAGUUGUUUGGCAAGGAUUACAAAUACAGUAUAAUUCACAAUGCAAAUGGGGAGGUGUGUGGGCAUUACCCUCGGAAGAUCGUCUUUUUGGAGUAUGAGAGCUCUGAGCACGACAAAGGCAGGUUUGAGAGCACAGUGCAAGUUACUAAACUCCAGGACUUAGUGAAUCGCAGUAAAAUGGCUAGGUGUCGAGGGAGGUUCGUCUGCCCAGUUAUCCUGUAUAACGGCAAGCACAUCUGUCGUUCUUCCACAUUGGCAGGAUGGGGAGAGUUGUAUGGACGAACAGGUUACAAUUACAUCUUCUCAGGGGGCUUGGAGGGUACAGGGGCCGUGUCGGAUGACGUGCCUGAUGAGGAUGAAAAUGCAGUGCGAAACGGGGAUUCUCAACUGUUUGACAAAGUCAGAGGUCAUGACAUCAAACUGCUCCGAUACCUGUCUGUUCGGUACAUCUGUGACCUGAUGGUGGAAAACAAGAAAGUGAAGUUUGGCCUGAAUGUAACUUCCUCUGAGAAGGUGGACAAGGCUCAGCGCUAUGCAGACUUCACCCUCCUUUCGAUUCCAUAUCCAGGAUGUGAAUUUUUUAAGGACUACAAAGACAGAGAUUACACUGCAGAAGGUCUGGUCUUCAACUGGAACCAGGACUUUGUGGAUGCCCCCCUAACAAUACCAGAAUCCCUCAGCAAGAACUUGAAUAUCAACUGGAGAGAAUACCAGUCAUGGGACCUGGUGAAGCAGACACAGAAUUAUCUAAAGCUGCUAAUUCAUAUUAUCAACAUUGAUGAUGAAAGUGGUUUGCUAGUGCACUGCAUAUCUGGCUGGGAUCGGACGCCUCUGUUUGUUUCUCUCCUGAGACUCUCACUUUGGGCAGAUGGUAUGAUCCAUGCUACUUUGGAGCCAGCAGAAAUACUGUACUUGACUAUUGCCUAUGAUUGGUUCCUUUUCGGACACAUGCUCCCAGAUAGAUUGAGCAAAGGAGAGGAGAUUUUCUUUUUCUGCUUCAAUUUUUUGAAGCACAUCACCUCAGAGAAAUUCUCAGCUGUGAAAAAACAGAGGCGGAAAAACUCCCACUUCAAAGAUACUGAUUUCACAGUAGAAGAUAUCUGCCAGUUAAAGUGGAAAGAUCGGGGCAGCGCCACCAGCCUGAGCAGUGACUUCUCCCAGAUCCAGGAAGACUCGCCAGCCGCAAUGGGCAGCUUUAACUAUGAAGGAGUGGACCUGAUAUCAGCAGGGCCUCAGGCACAGGCUGCCUGGAGGAAAGGAAGGACAUCAUCUCCCCAGAAUGUGUUGUGGAGUAAACACCACCCGUUAGAAGAUAAGCCCUUGUAUCCAGGAGUGGUAGAGGCCAAGUCCUCCAGCUCUUCCUCUUCGAACCAGUCUGAAAACAACUUUGUGAGGCCAGGGAACAACCCAUUGCCAGUGCCAGGGGGAAGGUGCCCACCAGUCCCGGAGCGACAGGCCAGAUUGGAGAUGGUGCGAGAGGUAUUCCUUUCUGCCUACAGUGCCACUGUGGGGCUGAAAUCAUCAGCCAGCCCCUCUGGAGCCAUCACUGGUCUUCUGGAGCAGUUUGCACGUGGAGUGGGACUGAGGGGAACCAACAUGAUAGUCUGACACACAAUGGUAUUUUCUGAUACAAGGAAACAAAAGCAAGGGCAAGACUGACCACACACACAAAAUGGUGCCAAACAUGGCUUUUAUUAUGCAGGGGUUAUUAUGUUGUUUCUCAAACAACUGGUAUGAAGUCUGUACACAGCAGAGGGGAAUGUGUAGUAUCGGUAAAUCAUUUGUUGCUCAAUUGUAAUUCACAGUACGAACUGUAGAGGUAUAAAAGGAUCGCCUUAUAUGUUGUUGAUUUUAAAGUUCACUUGCCUUAAUUUGAGGGGCCCUGUGCUACUGCAGGCAGUGUUGUUUUGAAGAGAUAAAAGUAUUACAUCUGUGUUUGUGGAUCUCACUGCACAUUUACGUUAUAGAACUGGAAAAGUUAAAGAAAUCUUCUAUUAAGUAAUUAGCAAGUUUUAUAUGAUGACUUCAAAAUUCAGUGAGCAAUUGGAAUGUUAGGUUACUGUCCAUUGUGCUUGCUCAAUUUAAAAACAAUGAACUGUUGAAUAAAAAAAAAAAAAAACCUGUAACUUGGGAAGGCUGUUAGCAUUCCACAGCAGCACUGAAUUUAUCUGACAGCUUUGGGAAAUUAUUUAAUCUCAAAGCCACUGUAUCAAAUGCCAAAUAUCGGUUCAAAUGAAGCCCCAUGGGAGUGAAAUGAAGAGCUAAAUAGGUCUAAAACAUACUAAACAAUUUUAUUGCAAAAGAAAAAGUCUGUCUCCUUCUCGUCAAGUGGUCUUUCGGUGUAGACUGGACAGACUGGUUUGUGCUGAAAAAAAGUGUUUAUUUGAUUUAGUAAGCUCUGGUAUGUUCCGUCCCUACCUUUUCAUAAUUUAUAUAUUAUCCAACAUUCUGUAAAACGAGUGCAGGGAGCUGUUGCUUCACAGAAAAAAAAACAUCUUUCUGCUUUGAAAGCUUUCCUUGACUUGCACACCCAAAGGAAAAUGCAGUCAAAUCCUAAAAAAGUAACAGUUUGGAGUGUUAACAGGCAAAGUACACAGACUUGUAUUUUAAAUGUAGGUUAAUGAAGAGACAUCAGUUUACAGACCACAGAAUCUAGGUCAUGCUUACCCUGGGAUUGCAACUUUCAACUGCGUUUUGUAAAUUCUCCAGAAGUGAAUAUUGUUGCACAGUCUUCUCCCUGUUUCAUAGUGGCUUCUGUGGUCUCCUCUGUUUUUCUUCUCGAGUUUAGUGAGCAUUAUUUAUUUAUUUAUUUAUUUUUUUGGGGGGUGGGCCAGAGUUUGAUAUUUAAAAUGCAAGUGGGAGGAAAAUACAAUUCAAAUUAAAGUUAGUUAUACAUCAUUUUUCCAGUUAUUUGGAAUUAGCCAGAAAUGUUCUUGGUUUAGUCAUCUUUAUUACAAUAAUUACUUUAUAAAAGCAGUAUGAAUUAAAUUUGUACUCCACAUAAGGGAAACAGUGUUGUUAAUUGCACUUGUCAGUUACAGGGGAAAUGCAUCCAAUAAUUGAACUUACUAAAAAAAAUUCCAAUAUAAGAUCUGAUAGUAUUCCUUUUAUUAAAAAAAACAAAAAAACAAAACUUGUUUUUUGUUUGUUUGUGUGUGUGUGAUGUUAAACAUCCACAGGUGGUAGUUCCCUGAUGAUUUGCCCUGGCCACAUGCUUCAGGUUAAGAGUUUCAUUUCCACCUUCUGUGUACAGUAACUGUUAAAAUAAAUUAACACUUUGUAAAGAAGGAAUGCAUUUUCUUGUCUCAAACCAUUUGGAUUUGUCAUCUACUUUAUAGGACCACAUGUAGAAUUUGUGAGAGAUGUGUUUUGCAGUACAAGAUAAGUAGUGCAGUUUUGUUAGUUGUCAGUAACGAGUUCAAUUGGAAUCCAGGCGCUCUUAACGUAUGUAUGUAACCAGUCAUAGUGCAAUCCCUAGUUUACUCUAAAGGUUUAUAGCCAAUUGCACCUUCAAAAUAGACCACUAGUCCAAACUUUGCAGUGCAGGAAAAACUUAUUAUAUAUUUUGCUACUUUAUUAAAUUCCUUUUGCUUUGCCAGAAUCCACAGUCCGCCCCUGGAGUUUUUACAGGAAGUAUUUGCUAUGCAGUGCAAUGCAAGUACUGGUUCACAAUACUUUUAUAGUGUAGCCUUCACUUAUCUGUUUUUCUUUAUUACUUAAUUUACUAUUGAAUCUAUAGUACCAGUCAAAUGUUUGAGUAAACUUGCUGGAAACUAGGUUUUUUUCAUAAUUGACAAUGUU
Messenger RNA from Polyodon spathula (Mississippi paddlefish), 4606 nucleotides. RefSeq names its product myotubularin-related protein 14-like. The coding region runs from base 650 to 2413 and encodes 587 amino acids. Gene Ontology annotation, biological process: dephosphorylation. Gene Ontology annotation, molecular function: phosphatidylinositol-3-phosphate phosphatase activity. The record is from RefSeq and is a predicted model, not a curated record. The transcript is spliced from 18 exons. Lineage: Eukaryota; Metazoa; Chordata; Actinopteri; Acipenseriformes; Polyodontidae.